Messenger RNA from Lotus japonicus, 1030 nucleotides. Its product is annotated as peroxiredoxin Q, chloroplastic. Gene Ontology annotation, molecular function: thioredoxin peroxidase activity. Lineage: Eukaryota; Viridiplantae; Streptophyta; Magnoliopsida; Fabales; Fabaceae. The coding region runs from base 126 to 806 and encodes 226 amino acids. The transcript is spliced from 3 exons. Gene Ontology annotation, cellular component: chloroplast thylakoid membrane; cytoplasm. The record is from RefSeq and is a predicted model, not a curated record. Gene Ontology annotation, biological process: cell redox homeostasis; cellular response to oxidative stress.
GUUUUACACUAUUCUUGGUGAGCAAUUCUAUUGAACAUUCAUCCUCCACGUAUCCUUAUCUAUCUGAAAUCUCAAUUCAAUCUUCAAUAAACCUACCUCCCUCCUAAGUAACAGAGAAGCACAAGAUGUUUUGCUAUUCAUCAUUAUCAAUGGCUAAGGCUUCUUCCCUCACUGUCCCAAACCCAACCCACUCUCUUCCCAUCUUCCUCCACCCUCCAUCUUCUUCAAACCUCCCAUUUCCAUUCCCCCAAUCAUCUUCCAAUUCUCAAUUUAUUGGCCUCAAGCUAUCUUCUUCUUCUUCUCAUUCUUCCUCUUUCUCAGUUCCUUCUUCUUCAUUCAGAGGUUCCAUUGUUGCCAAGGUGACUACAGGUUCAAAGCCACCUGGUUUCACCCUGAAAGAUCAGGAUGGGAAGACUGUGAGCCUCUCCAAAUUCAAAGGGAAACCUGUUGUUGUUUAUUUCUACCCUGCUGAUGAGAGCCCUAGCUGUACCAAACAGGCUUGCGCUUUCAGGGAUUCUUAUGAGAAGUUCAAGAAAGCAGGAGCUGAGGUUGUUGGUAUAAGUGGUGAUGAUUCUUCAUCUCACAAGGCAUUUGCAAAGAAGUACAGACUUCCAUUUACAUUGUUGAGUGAUGAGGGUAACAAGGUGAGGAAAGAGUGGGGAGUGCCAGGUGAUUUCUUUGGAGCAUUGCCUGGGAGAGAGACUUAUGUUCUUGACAAAAGUGGAGUGGUUCAGCUCGUAUAUAACAAUCAGUUCCAACCAGAAAAGCAUAUCGACGAGACCUUAAAACUACUUCAAAGCCUUUAAGGAUUUCGAUUCUUUUGUUCUCUAUAUCGCUUGACCUGAUUCAGAGGUGGACAAGUAUGUAAGCAUAAAUUGUAUCGUCUGUAAUUACUUAGCUGAUUUUGCAUCCUUCGAUCGCAUCGAGGUGAUAACAUUCUCCAAUAGAGAGCAAACAUCUAUAACCUCUCCGGAUGUAAUAAUGCCUUCAAUUGUCUCUAAUAGAGUCAUAUUUCAGUAUCUUUUACAUA